AUGACUCCUGAGCAACAGUCGCUUUCGGAUCUUGCCAAGAAAUGCAAGGCGACUUCAACGGAAUUAUUCAAGGUUUUGAACGAGAUUAAACCGAAGCAAAUUUCGUCCAAUCCCUUCAAGUCACUACGAUAUGCCGUCAAAGCAAAUUUCAAGGCUAAAGACAUCGAAGGCCUAGAGAGCCAGUUGAAAAAUUAUCGUGAUCAGCUCGUUCUCGCACUGGUUGACUUCUCAAGAGUCGAGGCGGCCGAUGGCUUCAGUGAACUGAUCUCACUUGCUAAAGGCAACGAAGCUAGAUUAAAGAGUUUAACCCAAGCCAUAGAGCAUCUACGCCAAUCACAACUCUCUAUACCUGAUUCAAUUGCCAGUACCCAAGCUUGUAUUCAGUUUCAGCGGCUACUGGUGGUCGACGACGAGACCCGCCAGGUAAUUUAUCAAAAUCGCAUUCUAGAGAGCCUCAAGUUCGACGAGAUGCAUCAGAGAUUCGACGCAGUUCACCGUGCGCAUGAAGAAACGCUUAAGUGGGUAUAUAAGCCGGUUGAGGUCAUUGAGGAAAAGGAUGACUUGCCUUACGAGGAGAAAAAAUGA
Molecule: messenger RNA, 585 nt
Organism: Fusarium verticillioides 7600
Lineage: Eukaryota; Fungi; Ascomycota; Sordariomycetes; Hypocreales; Nectriaceae
Exons: 2
Coding region: 1-585 (194 amino acids)
Source: RefSeq, a predicted model, not a curated record